Molecule: messenger RNA, 1630 nt
Organism: Fonticula alba
Lineage: Eukaryota; Rotosphaerida; Fonticulaceae
Exons: 2
Coding region: 1-1473 (490 amino acids)
Source: RefSeq, a predicted model, not a curated record
AUGUACGCUCCGCGCGGCUUCGGCCGAGAACUCAUCCGCCGGGUGGGCCAGGUAACCGGGCAGAUCCCGGGACUGGUGGCCCGGCCGCCAGCGGCCCUGACCGGGGCCGAGCUCCUGACGGCCGACCGGGCGGACCUGCCGCCGGCCUCGCGCUUGGAUCGCGUCUACCGGCAGUUCAUCUACAACCGGUUUUUCCCCGAUGGCUACGGGGACCUGCACAUGGUCGGGCGCUUCCUGCAACUGAAGUCCCAGGCCUUUGACCGGGUGGACCCCCGGCAUCUGGUGACCAUCGACUCGGUGGAGACCCUGCUCCCUGGGGCCGGGGUCGGCUCCUUCCGCGGGGCCGGGCCCGGGGCCGGGGCCGGGACCGAGCCCCUCCGCAUUGUCCAUGCAUCGCUCGAGUCGCCGAUUAAUGAGCACUGGCCGGAUCUCCUGCCGGCCGAGUGCCGACGCGCGCGCAUCCAGAUCGUCCUGCCGGCCGGCAUUGGUGCCGGCGCCGGCGCCAGGGGCGGCAUCGCUGGCAGGCAGUCUGCCCUCGGGCCGCAACUGGCCGCCGCGUUGGGGGUCGAGCCGGCCGCCGAUCAGGACACCUCGCCCCCGGGCCCGGCGACCUUUGUGCAGCUCAGCGCCACGGGCGACCACUCCUUCUGGCGCCGGCGCAUGCUGACCGCGGUCCCCCUGGCCCGGGACCAUGGCAUCGCCAGCAUCAUCCUGGAGAACCCCUUCUACGGGGCGCGUAAGCCAGCUGGCCAGGUCCGCAGCAACCUUCGGACCAUGAUGGAUCUUUUCCGCAUGGGGAUCGCCAUCCAAUACGAAACGAUGGCCCUGCUGCAUUGGGCCGAGCGGGAGCUCCGAUGCGACGGCCGCCUCGGUGUGGCUGGACUCAGCAUGGGCGGGCACAUGGCCGCCCUGGCAGUGGCCUCCUGGCCGCGCCCCUUGGCCCUGGUCAGCUGUCUCGGGCCCUUCAGCGCGGCCGGGGUCUUCACACAUGGCGUCUUCGGGGCCGUGUGCGAUUGGCCCUCCCUGGCUGGCCAGCUGGCGGCCAUGUCGCCGGAGGAGCGGGAUGCCCUGCUGGCCCUCCUGCCGGAAGGGUCGCUGGACUUCGGCCGCGACGAGGACCCCAGCCCCCUGCUGGACUCCCUGGCGCAUGUCAUCCCCCGGGAGUACCAUCCGGCGGUGCGCUUCACUGCCCGACUGUUGGAUGCCGGCACGGCACUGGCCGGGCGCAAUGUCGGCCGGCCGGCCGAGCCGCGCGCCGCCCUGGCCUUCGCCGCCCAGCACGAUGCCUAUGUCCCGCUGCUGGACACCCGGCGCUUCCACAAGCAGUGGCCCGGCUGCGAGGUUCGCCUCAUUCCCCACGGACACAUCGGCUCCUUCCUGACCGCCAACGGGACCUUCCGCGCGGGCAUGGUCACCGCCAUGGCCCGGCUGAAUGAGGCCCUGGCUGGGGCGCCUUCCGCCGCGCGGGCCUAGCGCGGUGCCCGGUCCGUGUUUGUAUGUCCCUCCUCCGUUCCCUGCUUCCCCUUUCCCUCCCCCCUCCCCCUGCAACCUCUCUUCCGGCCCCGGGUGACAUCACCCAUAUGUGGCAUCCCCCGUGCCCUGCCUUUGCACAUACACACACACACACACA